AAGAAAAAGCAUCCUUCGUCCAAGCCUCCAAUACUGCUGUCAUGGCGGUCGUCCAAAUUUUUCAUCAUCAUGACUGUGUGUCUGGCACUGUUCACCGACAUCUUUUACUACGCCCUUAUUGUCCCUGUCAUGCCAUUCUCUCUGACGGUUCAAGUCGGACUAGCUGAAGAUCAGGUUCAAAGCUGGACAUCAAUUCUUCUGGCAUGUUAUAGUGGUGCUUUGUUCAUCGGCAGCCCGAUAGCAGGUAUCUACGCAGACCAUACCUCAUCGAGGAGAUGGCCUCUGCUCUUGGGUCUUCUGGCGCUGGCCGCUUCGACGCUUCUACUCUGCUUCGGCAACAGUAUCGGGCUUCUGGUCUUAGGCCGAUUGCUGCAAGGCCUAAGUGCAGCUAUCGUUUGGAGCGUCGGGUGCGCCCUUCUGGUUGAUACUAUGGAAGAGUCCGUCGGCGUGGCAAUGGGAUAUGUGGCUGCCUCAAUGUCAGUUGGACUGUUGAUCGCUCCGACAAUAGGUGGUGCUGUGUACGCAGCAGCCGGAUACUACGCGGUCUAUUAUAUCGCGUUCGGCGUCGUUAUUGUUGACAUUUUACUCCGUCUUGUAAUGAUCGAGAAGAAGGUCGCCAAGCAGUGGGAAUUUCAGCCUGAUUUGCCCGCGGUACCAAGUCCCAACCACGACGCGGAGAAAUCGGUUGCAGGUGGACCACAGUCUGUCAGUCGAUUGGCUGGCGACGGAACCAACAAUGGUCGGCCGUCAAUGUUUGAAGGGACUACGGCAACAGACACCACCAUACAAGCUGGAGCAGAUGGACGUCCAGAUACUGAACGACCGCAGAGAACGCCAAGACCUAUUCUUGUACUACUAAAAUCUCCUCGCCUGGUCGCUGCUCUGUAUGCCAUUGUUGUUCAAGCUGGCGUCAUGAUGGGAUUUGAUGCUAUUCUGGCCCUUUUCGUCCAGUCAACAUUCGACUGGAACUCCACCGCGGCUGGGUUAAUGUUUAUAGCCAUCUUCCUGCCUGGUUUCAUUUCUCCCUUGGUAGGAUGGCUCGCCGAUCGUUAUGGUGCCAAAUGGCCUUCAUUCGCAGGUUUCGUAGCCACAGUCCCAAUAAUCAUCUGCCUCCGCUUCGUCAACGAGAACACAAUCGGACAGAAAGUGCUUCUUGCAGCUCUUCUAGCACUUGCAGGGACCGCGCUAUCUUUCUCCAAUACGCCGCUGAUGGCUGAGAUUACGUAUGUGAUUGUGCAGAAGUCUGAAGAAAAUCCGGGCAUUUUCGGCGAGAAGGGCGUCUACGGAAUGGGAUAUGGGCUGUUCACCAUGGCUUUCGCGCUGGGUGGUGUAAUCGGACCUCUUUGGGCUGGGUAUGUCAAUGACAGCGCGGGCUGGGGGACGACCAUGUGGUCGCUUGGCCUUUGGGCUGCAUCAGGGGCCGUCGUUGUCUUUAUCUGGUUGGGCGGUAAGCCGCAGAAA
This is a messenger RNA of Truncatella angustata, 1461 nucleotides long. Its product is annotated as major facilitator superfamily domain-containing protein. The record is from RefSeq and is a predicted model, not a curated record. The transcript has a single exon. Gene Ontology annotation, biological process: transmembrane transport. The annotation marks the transcript as partial. Lineage: Eukaryota; Fungi; Ascomycota; Sordariomycetes; Amphisphaeriales; Sporocadaceae. Gene Ontology annotation, molecular function: transmembrane transporter activity.